AAAACAAAGGCGCACCUGUGUCAUCCUGGUACCCAGACAGGUGUUUCUGCUAAGCCCCGCCCCUUUCCAGGUGGCUGUAGAAAAGCGCCAUCAGCUUCCCCCACUGAACAGAACCCCAGAGCACCAGCUGCCAACAACUCCUCACUGAACCAACCUUCACAUCCAGCAGAAAUGGAGCAUAAGAUGAUGCAGGCUUUCGCCACACUGAUGGUUUUCCUGGCUCUCAGUUUCCAGCCAGUCCUGUCACAGGUUGUCAUUUCUAAAACAGGAUGUGGCUCAACCAAAGCGUGCGUGCAGCAACCUGAUGCCUGCGACCCUGCAGACAACACCACCACGUGUCUUUUUGGAUCUGCUCGCCCCACAAAGUUGAACCCCCCAAAUGGCGUCGACCUGGCCUUUGAGAUCAGUGGGAAGUCUGUGAACUCUUCGGGAUUCAUCGCCGUGGGUCUCACCACGAGCCAAUCUCAGAACACCAUGCUUUUUGUCUGUGCUCAAAACAGCUCAAACAACGGGUCUUUCUUCAGCACGUCAACGGUUUAUAACAACGCCACUAAAAAUCUGAACGAUACAGUAGCGACGAAGGCUAUGACAGAUGUUCAAAACACCAUCGCUGGUGACAACCUCAAGUGUACGUUUAACGUCGCUGGUCUGAAUACCACCACCGACGCUGCACUCAGGGCCGCCGCCGAUACCACCUACAAAAUGGUCAUCACAUCUGGACAACUCAUUGGAGGUGUAUUUCCUGCCGUCCUCUCUUUUAAAGUUGGUAAUGCUACAGAUCUUUCCACCUUCCUAAACUCAACAACAAACACCACAGCAGCACCAACAGGGGGCAGCUAUCCUCUCUAUUCUAGUGCUGUGUUGCCUCUGGUCAGCUUCCUCACACUGUCCAUCCUGACGUUCGCCUGAUCAAACACAGAGAAGAAGAAGCUGUUAUAACCCCACAAAGACACAGUGAAGGGUGCUGCUUUAAAACGCAGCAAAAACCGAGUGUCAUGUUGUUUAUGAAGUCUUUUUACAAAACUAAUUCAUAGAUGUAUAGAUUAUAUUUUGCACUGUUUGUUCUAAACACUUACAAGAUGAAGAAACUAAUAGCUCAGGUUCUGCAAACCUUUUGGUGAUCUAAGGUAUAUAUUUUUUAAUAAUGUAAACAUAUCUAUUGAUACAAUUACUAUCUUUAAAUGCUUUUAUUACUGUGUGAAAUGAAAUGUGAGCAGGUCUCGUCUGUUUAUUAAAUCUGUCAUCUUAAUGGGAGCCCAUCCCAGCUCAGGAUUGUCUUGUUUUCAUUAAGUAGAUUAAGUUAUCUGUCGGUUAGCCAGAAGAAACCAGAAGAACUCACUACACCAGAAAAACGACUAAAUCGAAAGCAAGAUUUCAAUCUCGUUGGAGGUCGACAAACAUUCUGGAUCUGAUCGUCAAACACUCCAGCUGUCACGGUACGACUAAAGGAAACAAGCCACUUGGUACAAGUUGAUGCCUUUUGCUGGUAUGUGAGAAGAUAUGAAAGGUGGUUGAACACUGAUAAAAUGACAAAGCACAUAUUUAUGAGCACUCUGCUUCGCUUCGAGAUGUGUAAGAAACGUAAUGUGAAAGUUUGAGACAUUUAGCAAGGGACAACGGAAAAAUCAGGAGAAAAUGUUGAUAACCACAUUAUCGUUUUUCUUAAUAAACUGUAUUUUUUGACAAUAAACAUUAAAUGUUAA
Messenger RNA from Poecilia latipinna (sailfin molly), 1703 nucleotides. Its product is annotated as putative ferric-chelate reductase 1. The coding region runs from base 172 to 909 and encodes 245 amino acids. The record is from RefSeq and is a predicted model, not a curated record. NCBI's taxonomy places the organism in Eukaryota, Metazoa, Chordata, Actinopteri, Cyprinodontiformes, Poeciliidae. Gene Ontology annotation, biological process: regulation of glutamate receptor signaling pathway; regulation of postsynaptic membrane neurotransmitter receptor levels. The transcript is spliced from 7 exons.